This is a messenger RNA of Hordeum vulgare subsp. vulgare (domesticated barley), 1285 nucleotides long. RefSeq names its product pentatricopeptide repeat-containing protein At2g17670-like. Gene Ontology annotation, molecular function: protein binding. The transcript has a single exon. NCBI's taxonomy places the organism in Eukaryota, Viridiplantae, Streptophyta, Magnoliopsida, Poales, Poaceae. The coding region runs from base 47 to 1153 and encodes 368 amino acids. The record is from RefSeq and is a predicted model, not a curated record.
AUUCCCCAUCCCUCGCCGCCCUCCCGCGCCGCCGCCGCCGCCGAGGAUGGGGAGGGUGACGCAGGCCAUGCGCGCCGCCAAGGUGCCCCGCCACGCCCUCGUCCCGAAGCCUCCUCCCCCGCCACCACGUGGGCCUCGGCCCGCCGACGGUAAACCUCCCCGCGGCAAGCCGCCCCUGAGAAGCCCCAGGCCCGCGGCGGCCCUGGCCUUGACCGACCGGCCGGCACCUCCGGCCGAGAAGAGGCCCAUCACCACGCCCGCGGAGCUCUCGGCGGCCAUCCGCGCCGCGGUGGACGCCGACGUGGACGCGGCCGCCUCGCUGGCCCUCAAGGCGGCGCCCACCAUCCCGCUCCCGGCGCAGUCGCUCGCGCUCCUCCUCCGCCGCCUCGCCGCGCACCGCUCCGUCGCCGCGGCCCGGGACCUCCUCGCGGCGCUCCCCUACUCCGCCGACAACCCCGCGCCGCGCCCGGCGCUGCUGGCCCUCGCCGACGCGUGCUGCCGCCGCGGCGACCCGCGCGAGAUCGGCCAGCUCCUCCCGGUCCUCGCCGACCACGGCGUCCGCGCCGACGCCCACGUCUACAACGCGCUGAUGAAGGCGCACUGCUCCGACUCCGACACCGCGGGGCUCCUUGGCGUGCUCCGCCGGAUGAAGGACGACGGCGUGGACCCUGACCUCGUCACCUACAACACCCUCGUCUACGGCCUCGCGCGCGCCGGGCUCGUCGCCAAGGCCAGGACCUACCUCGGCGCCAUGGCCGCCGAGGGCCUCUUCCCGGACGUCAUCACCUACACCUCGCUCAUGAACGGGAUGUGCGUCAAGGGGGACGCCCUGGGCGCGCUCAAGCUGCUCGACGAAAUGGAGGCCAACGGGUGCGAGCCCAACGACCGGACGUACAACACGCUGCUCAUGGGUCUCUGCAAGAACAGGAAGCUGGACAACGCCGUCGAGGUGUACAAGUCCAUUGUAGGGGCUGGGAUGAAGCUCGAGCCACCGGCAUACGCGACGUUCAUCAGGGCUUUGUGUCGGGCGGGGAGGGUUCCGGAUGCAUAUGAGGUGUUUGAUUAUGCGAUUGAGAGCAAGAGCUUUGCGCAGGCGACAGCGUACAGCGAGCUCGAGAGCUCGCUCAAGUGGCUCCGCAAGAUGAAGGAGUAGGGUGAAGAUGCAAGGAAGGCUCAUAAGCCAUUGGCUUAUGUUGCUGCUGGUGCUUGCUUCACACCUGAUUCAGUGAGUUGCAUCGCCUGGCUUGUUUUGAUACAGUUGAUUAAGCAAAAGGAUUUGAAACUA